Molecule: messenger RNA, 3551 nt
Organism: Peromyscus leucopus (white-footed mouse)
Lineage: Eukaryota; Metazoa; Chordata; Mammalia; Rodentia; Cricetidae
Gene: Slc10a7
Product: solute carrier family 10 member 7
Exons: 12
Coding region: 232-1251 (339 amino acids)
Cellular component (GO): plasma membrane
Source: RefSeq, a predicted model, not a curated record
UGGCGGCGCUCAGCGAGGCUUUCCUGUCACUGGAUACUACUACUCCCAGCCCGCCUCGGAGCCGCCCGAGCCAGCCCUCCGGUCUCUAGUUUACGAGUGGCAAUUUGACUUGCUCUGCUGCAUGUCUGGAGGGACCGAGCAAAGUGUGGAGACGCCCCGGGGAUUCAGGGAUCGCCGCUUGGAAAGCCAGCCGGCCAAACAAAUAAACCAAACCCACCCACCCUAACCACCAUGAGGCUGCUGGAGAGGGCGAGGAAGGAGUGGUUCAUGGUCGGGAUAGUGGUGGCGAUCGGCGCCGCCAAGCUGGAGCCGUCGGUCGGCGUGAACGGGGGACCACUGAAGCCAGAGAUAACUGUGUCCUACAUCGCCGUCGCAACGAUAUUCUUUAACAGUGGACUGUCGUUAAAAACAGAGGAGCUGACCAGUGCAUUGGUGCAUUUGAAACUGCAUCUUUUCAUCCAGAUCUUCACACUUGCCUUCUUCCCAGCAACAAUCUGGCUCUUUCUUCAGCUUUUAUCGGUCACAUCCAUCAAUGAAUGGCUUUUAAAAGGUUUGCAGACAGUAGGUUGCAUGCCUCCCCCUGUGUCUUCUGCUGUGAUUUUAACCAAGGCAGUUGGUGGAAAUGAGGCAGCUGCAAUAUUUAAUUCAGCAUUUGGAAGUUUUUUGGGCAUUGUUGUGACACCGUUGCUGCUGCUGCUUUUCCUCGGCUCAUCCUCUUCUGUGCCUUUUACAUCCAUUUUCUCUCAGCUUUUUAUGACGGUUGUGGUGCCUCUCAUUAUUGGACAGAUUGUCCGCAGAUACAUCAAGGACUGGCUGGAGAGAAAGAAGCCCCCCUUCGGCGUGGUCAGCAGCAGCGUGCUCCUUAUGAUCAUCUACACCACCUUCUGCGACACGUUCUCCAACCCACACAUCGACCUGGACAAAUUCAGCCUGGUCCUCAUACUGUUCAUAAUCUCCAUUCAGCUGAGUUUCAUGCUCUUGACCUUCAUCUUUUCCACACGGAAUAACUCGGGUUUCACACCAGCGGACACAGUGGCUAUCAUUUUCUGCUCCACACACAAGUCCCUCACGUUGGGGAUUCCAAUGCUGAAGAUAGUGUUCGCAGGCCACGAGCAUCUGUCAUUGAUAUCUGUGCCCUUGCUCAUCUACCACCCCGCUCAGAUCCUUCUGGGAAGUGUGCUCGUACCAACAAUCAAGUCCUGGAUGGUAUCAAGGCAGAAGGGAGUGAAGUUGACGAGGCCGACAAUAUGACUCAGGAGGCGCCUUCCUGAAGCGUGUAUAUAUGUACAGGGCUGUCCGUGCAGGCCAUUCUGAACACUUGUCCUUGUGAAUGUUGCUUUGAUGCCUAUUUUAUUUUUUUACAGAAAAAUAUGAUACACCUGUUUAAGUGCCUUAAAUGUUCUUGACAUACGACUGCCAUGGGUGGACAGUAUUCUGGACUUAAUUUUUUUUCCUUAAUGCAGAAAAAAAGUUUUUGUAAGGGACAAAAAGCUCACAGGUUUUCUUUGUACUGCCUUUGUUCACAACAACUCUGUAAUAGUUACUGUAACGUUUGAAAUGAGGUCACACCAUCCAGAAACCAUCCGCCUGGUGACAGGGAAAGAUGCCGCAGUCUCGUUCGCACACUUUGAUUCGCCAUGUGGUUCUUUGUUUCUGUGACUGUGACAUGGCUCCUCCUCAUCAACUCAGCGGGGGUCAGAGAUCGGCGAGAUGCUGAGAAGCACGAGGUACCUCAUUCCUUGACGUCGUCUUCUCUAGACAUCUCUUCAAUUAGUCCCCGCACGCUCUGGAAACUCUUGAGUCCCAUCACACCUGUGUGGGGGAAUCGCUUAAAUUUAUUAUGAGCUGCUUCAAAGGAAGGCCUGAUGUGAGUAUUGAGGUAAACACAGAGUGUGGUUUGGGAGGUUUUCAGUCCUAUCUCUGUGUGCUUUUCCUCCUUCUUCCUUAAUUCCUUUGUUUCUCAUUUCACUGGCACACUCACAGACGCCCCAGGGCAACACACAAACAUGGAAGUCAGUUGGAGAGUAGCAGCAGUUGACGGUGGGUUGUGUUCCCCCUGCACACCUAGGGACCAAGUGCUAGUCCUGUUACACAGUUCCAAGUCGCUCCUGUUGGCAAGACGCAGCCUGUUACACCCUUUAAGUAAGCACACUUAAGACAUUCGAGACAGUUCAUGAAUGAGAGCGUCCAUCACUCACUUGACAAAUGUUUGGAGCAUCUCUUAAGAAACCAAAUCAUAUUGCCCUUAGGAGUCAAAGAAGACCUAAGGUCAUGGACGUGAGCGAAUGUUACAUGCCCACACUGCCUAGGCAGGUGGGAAGAGGCCAGCCCAGAAGGCCCAAGACCAUCCAUUAGCCAAGCUGUCAAACAACCAGUCCUGGAACUGGGCAUCAGCUUUCAAAGGACUAUCUGAUGUGGCCUUCAGUGGCCAGGAGAGCUCAAGCUGGACCCCAGUGGAAAAUAAGCAAUGGGCGGCGACGGCGGCGGCGGCGGCAGCAACGCUGUUCUUGUGUUUCCUUUAUACUUACUCUUUACUGAUUUGACAGACAGAUUGGCGGCCUGGGCCUCACCAAGGCUGCUCUCUCCCCAGCAGCCGCCUUUCUUGGUAGUGGUGGCUGAAGUCCUACAGCGAAGCAGCCAUUCCUUCAGAAUUCCCCGGGCUCGUCAGGGGUGCUAGUUUACGGCAUGGUUAGCACCGGCCUUCCAGUGUUCGCCCAGGUCUUUUGUGUCGAUGUCUCAGGACCCAUAACCCCCAGCAGAGCUCUGCCGCCGGUGCCCGGCCUUGGCAGUGACUCCCUUGGCGAGUGUGCCACUUACUCGGAGCAGAGAGGUUUUCAAGUCUCGUCCCUCACACUUGGGCUUUAGAGGAAGUGGAAGUUGUCUGUCUGCCAGACUGUAGUCAGACCCCCGGUCACGUGCACACUGGUCUCCCUGCAACCUCCCUACCUCUCAACACCUGCACUAGGUGUGGCUGUGGGAGAAAUUCAGCUGACAUGCUAGGAGAGCGUUUUAUCUUCUGCUUUAAAAGGUGUUUUGUUUUCCAAUAAUUGAUGUAUAUCAUGAGUUUGGGUGGCUUUAAUAACAUGUCUGUGGCAACUUCUCUUUUUACACAAAUGCGAUAGCAUAUUUUUCCAUGGUGAGCAAAAAAUAGAAUCAAAAUUUAUUUUAGUUCCUGCUCAUUCGAAUUUAAUUAGCUUAAAAUAUUUUCCUAUGUUUAUGCACUGUCCAUCUCUGUUUUAUACAUUUGUUUGUCCAAAUGUAUUUAUAAAAGAAAUACAUUAGAUUAUAUUUAUGUUUACUCAUGUUUCCACCUGGAAUUCGUUUUUUUAACGCUGAAAUUUUAAAGAAUGGUAAUGUGGUCUUUACAUGUGUUUCAGGUUUUAAGAUUUUGUGGAUUUUUUUAAUUCUUCCCUAUCCUGUUUUUAACUGACACACCUCUGGUUGACGCUCAGUGUUUAUGCUAAAUACCAAAUUUUUUCAAAGAUGGCUAAGUAAUGAAGUGGGUUAUUUAUAAUAAAUGGGAAAUAAAAAAUAAUUCUAUGAUAAACAAA